UCCCGUAGGGCGGGCCGACCCUAGUUAUGGAGUAUAUAUAUACUGUAUACUGUUUUAACUACAUUAAAUUCGUUCCAAGACGGGUAGGAAGAAUUUUAGCAUGCUACAGACUAUCCCAUAAAUUCCCCGGAUACACAUAUGAAUGCCUAGGAAACUUGCAAAAAGUGUAGGCAAAAUAAUUUAUGAUCAUUGAUUGAUUAGUGCCGUGUUUAUUACGUAACCCUUAAAUAAACUUUCCGAAAUUCUAGAAGACCUCUCACUGCUGAGUCUCGGUAUUAAAUUAGUUAGUACUACUAGUUGCUUACCUAUUUCAUAACCUUUCAUUAGUCAAAAAAAAAAAAAAAAUUACGUAUACUCGCUCAUUCAUAGGAUCUUAUUUCUAAGUAAUUGUAAAAAUACUUCCUUCACCGACCAAAUCAGAAAAUUUAUCACCUCUUGUUUCUAAAUAAUGCAACACACUUUUUUCACAAUUCAAACGAAACCCCGUUUUAAAAAAAAUUAGUCCAUCAGGCACUUUUACCAAUGGAACUUGUCCAACAUAGAGCUGAAGCUUUUCUAAGGAUUAGUUCUGGAUACAUUUUCAACGAAAGAAGGGCAGCGUGGUUAAGCUUCAAAUCAUAGAUUGCAUCUCCACACAAAAAGGUCAUAAGAAGAGAGUUUUGUCUAAGCAGAAAUAAAAAGAGUUUUUACAAAAAAAAAAAAAAAAAAAAAAAAAGAGUUUUGUAGUACUUCUUCUAUGGAUUUGAUGUUAGCCAGUACAAUCUUUACCUAUAGGUUCUAGGUUCCGUGAGAAUAAAAAGUUUCAUGUGGGAGAUUCUCUGGUUUUCGAAUAGGAUCACAUUCUCACCGACGUCACUCAAGGGCAAUUGUCAAGAGAUGGCCAAUAAAGGAUCCUUAUAUGAGUAAAAUAAACUCAUUCUCAUUAAUUCAACUACAAUGUACAAUGAUAGUAUUUAUACUCUAUACAGACUCGUGUACUCCUAUACCACUCCAUUUACAUGUAUACAAUCGAUAUAAGCUGUAGAAUACAUAGUAUAGGAUAAUACCUUAUAAGGUCGAACCAGAGUAAUGAUCACUGAUCAGAAAUUUUGCACUUGAAGUUCAGGAUAGUAAAAAGUCAAAACCAACGCGGUUAAAAAUUGAAUUUAAAAAGCCUUUAAGCCGCCUCGUGCGACGGUAAUAAUACACUAACUGGUAGAUACAUGACCUCAGAAAUAACUUUUAACUAGAUCGUUUAUAGACCUACCUAGCCAACGAUCAACAAGACAUAGUUGACUUCAAAUAACCACUAGUUCAAAGUCACGUGUACACAUGUGUUCACGUGUAUCUGGGGACCACUACGACACGCCAAUUAAGUAAAAAUUAAAAAGACAACAAAAUAGAUUAAAAAACAGGUCAGUUAAAUAAUUGUCAAAAGAUUUUUCCAUGGUUGGUAUGGUCCCCUCCCUGUCUCCGGCCAAUCUUAGCCCUUAAGCGAACUUUGCUCCUCGCGGGAUUGCGAUCAGUCUUCGAUCCCUUCAUCGCCGUGAUCGAACUCUUUAAUCAAUCGGAGUUAGAGAAUCAGAGAUUUGUCCGGUGAAUCAUGUCUGAUGUACCUUCUUGUUCUAGCGGCAACAAUACAAACAGCGAUGAUUCGAGUAACUUUGAAUGUAACAUCUGCUUUGACUUGGCUCAAGACCCCAUUGUGACUCUCUGUGGUCACUUGUUCUGUUGGCCUUGCCUAUACAAAUGGCUCCAUCUCCACUCAACCUCAAGUGAAUGUCCCGUUUGCAAAGCAGUGAUCCAAGAAGACAGGUUGGUUCCUCUGUACGGUAGAGGCAAAUCAUCUACCGAUCCUAGGUCCAAGUCCAUUCCUGGAAUCCAAGUGCCGAACCGUCCAUCGGGACAGAGACCCGAAACAGCGCAACCACCUGAGCCUAAUCAUGGUUUUGGUCAUCACGGUUUUGGAGGGUUCAUGGGAGGUUUUGCAGCUCCGGUGGCGAGUGCUCGGUUCGGGAACGUUACGUUGCCUGCAGCGUUUGGAGGUUUGAUACCUUCGUUGUUCAACCUCCAUUUCCAUGGGUUCCCUGAUGCAGCCAUGUAUGGAGCUGCUGCUGCUGCUUCUGGUAGUUUCCCUCACGGGUUUUCGAACCCUUUCCAUGGAGGACACUCGCAUAUGCAUAGUUAUCAACGGUACACGGGGCGACAAGGACAACAAGACUAUCACUUGAAGGCAUUGCUUUGCUUUGUUUUUAUGGUCGUUGUGUUUUCCCUCAUCUUAAGCUAGUGAGGAAAAUCGAUUAGACAACUUUGCUUUCAGUUGUUUAUUUGAGAUCGGAUUAUAUAAAACCCGGGAAAAUUGUGCUAUGAUUUGAUUUGUAAUCUUGUGCUUAGCAAAAUUGUUCAUAUGUUAGUAAUACCUGCUGGCUUCUCUUGCUGGUGUUUAUAUUCUUAUAAUGUUAAAAUCGGAUCAUAAUUUACCGUUA
This is a messenger RNA of Brassica rapa (field mustard), 2465 nucleotides long. Its product is annotated as E3 ubiquitin-protein ligase RNF185. Gene Ontology annotation, biological process: ubiquitin-dependent protein catabolic process. The record is from RefSeq and is a predicted model, not a curated record. Gene Ontology annotation, molecular function: ubiquitin protein ligase activity. Lineage: Eukaryota; Viridiplantae; Streptophyta; Magnoliopsida; Brassicales; Brassicaceae. Gene Ontology annotation, cellular component: endoplasmic reticulum.